Messenger RNA from Schistosoma rodhaini, 2799 nucleotides. The record is from the annotation of a GenBank genome assembly. NCBI's taxonomy places the organism in Eukaryota, Metazoa, Platyhelminthes, Trematoda, Strigeidida, Schistosomatidae.
AUGGCUGCUAUUCAACUCGAUGAUCGUGAUCGGACUAUCGUCAUGGGACGAGGUCUAUAUAGAUCUUCAUCUCCUGGAACAAUAAGACUAGAGACAAGAGUGAAAGAUCUUGAAGAUCAAUUGGAUGAAGAACGUUCUCUACGAAUAAAGACAGAAAGGGAGCUUGCUGAAAUUAAUGCUGAAUUCGAUAUUUUAAAUGCAGAUUUUCAAAAUGCUAGAGAACAAAUAAGUCAACAAGAGGAAACUAUCAAAAGACGAGAGCAAGAGUUUGCUCGUGUUCAUAGAGAGCUGGGUACAAUUCGUGACGCAAAUGAAGAAAGUUUGGAAAAUUUAAGACGUCGUCAUCAAACCACAGUCAAUGAUCUUAAUCUUGAAAUAAAUGUUCUUCAAAAGGCCAAAUCCAAAGCUGAAAAAGAAAGAUCUGAAAUGGCUAGACAACUGGAAAAUGCUUUUGCUGAAGUUGAGGAUGCUAAUAAGGCGAAAACUGUUGCUCAAUCAAAACAAGAAACACUUGAAUCUCAAACUAUAAGACUGCGAGCAAACUAUGAAGAGAGUCAGAAACGUAUUACAGAACUUAAUUCACAAAAUGCUCAACUCAUUGCUGAAGCAACUGAACAGGCUAGAACUAUAGAAAAGUUAAAUACAUCAUUGGCAAGUUGUCAGAGAGCGCAAUCUAUUGCUGAAUCAGUAGCAGAAGACCAUAAGAGAGCUUUAGAAGAAGAAAUAAAGACUAGAACUUUAGUACAAAGUAAAUUAAAUACAGUGCAACAAGAAUUGGAUACAUUAAUUCAUAGAGCAGAUGAUGAAGCUGAAAGUGUAGUAAAACUUCAAACUCAAGUUACUAGACUUACAAGUGAAUUAACACAAACUAAAUCAAAAUAUGAAAAAGAAUUUAAUGAAAAAACUGAAGAAUUUGAUGAACUCAAACGUCGUUUGAACAAUCGUAUCAAUGAAUUAACAGAAUCCUAUGAACUUGAACGUGGUCGAGUUAUUAGUCUUGAACGUACCAAGAAUCAAUUAGCUAAUCAAUGUCAAGAAAUACAAUCUCAAUUAGAUAAUUUGUUUGCUGAAUGUACUGAACAAACUCAAACUAUCAAAAGUUUGGAAAGUCAAAAGACAGAACUAGAAGCGGUUUUAGAGGAAACGCAAACUGAAGAAAGCAAUUUACGAACAAAAUGCGGUUUGUUACAAAGGGAUCUUAUUCAAAUUAGAGCCGUUAAAUCUGAACUGGAAGAACGUUUGUCAGUGCUGGAGAAAGAGAACAAACAAAAUGCUGAAAAAUUAAAAGAAACUAAAGAACGUUUAUCAGUUGUCAAUCGACAAGUUACCGAUUUGGAGAGCUCUCGAGCAAGAUUAGAAGCUGAAAGAGAUAAUCUAGACUCUACACUAAAGGAUACAGAAGAUGCCCUACAUGAAUGUGAAACUCGUUAUCAAACAACAUAUUCAGCUCUAAGUACUUUAAGAAAUGAAUUUGAACGUCAGUCAAGAGAUAAAGAGGAAGAAAUGGAAAGUUUAAGACGUUCAAGUCAACGUAAUGUGGAAAAUCUUAAAGCAACUGUAGCAGAUAUGGAAAUGAAAAACCAAAAUGAAUUAGAUCGACUUAAAAAGAAAUUAGAAGGAAAUAUAAAUAAUUUACAAGUUCAAUUGGAAGAGGAAAAAACUGCUCAUUCAGAAACUAUUAAAUUACAUCAAGAAGCAGAAGCACAUAUUUGUCAAUUAGAAAUAGAUAUAACAGAACUAAAUAAUUUGGUAUCUGAAACUGCAACUACUUUACAGAUAUGCGAAAGUCGUCGAUCUGCUUUAUCAAACGAAGUAGAAAGCUUAAGAAGUCAAUUGGAAAUCACAGAAAGAUUAAAACGAAAGUUGGAAGAAGAAUCAUCGGAGAAUAUGACAAAAUUUGGUGGUUUGACAAUACAAGUGAAUAAUUUGACAGCAGAAAAGCGAAAACUUGAAGGUCAGAUAGCUGUGCUUGAAGGUGAUUUGGACGAUGCGACAGGUGCAAAAGAUGUUGCUACAGAGCGAGCAGACAGACUUCAAAACGAAGUUAACCGUCUAGCUCAAGAACUUCAAACUGAACAGGAGUCGUCACGUCGAUCAGAUACUGCAAGAAGGCAAUUGGAGGCUGAACUAAAAGACUGUAAUGCUAAGAUUUUGGAAAGCCGAAGAGCAGCUGAUGCAGCAGAACGUGAAGCUGAUGAUGCCAAAAGUCAAGCCGAGACUAAAAUACGAGAAUUGCAGCUAGCUUUGGAAGAGGAAUCUAAAAAGUCAAGAGAGGCCCAAACUCAACUAAGAAAAUGUGAGAGAGCACUCAAAGAAUCAGUACAAGGUGAACAAGAUGCUGGACAUAUGAUAAACGAACUACGUGAAAUGGUUGAACGAGCUCAAACAAAACUGAAACAAACCAGGAAACAGUUAGAAGAAGCAGAAAAUGCUGCUCAAACUGCUUCAAUGAAAUAUCGUAAAGCUCAACAACAAGUGGAUGAUGCAGAUUUACGUGCUCAAAUGGCUGAAAGACGUAUCGGUUUAACUGCUCAAGAAGAUAAUGUUACAACUUAUGGAAAUUACAAUAGACAACGAUCUGGUAGUCUUUAUCCAACUAGAUCAAGAAAUUAUUCAGUAACACGUGAAGGAUCCGUAUUUAGUGUUAUGAGUGAAUUACCAGCUUCUUCACAUAAAACUCGUUUUCAACCAGGUAUUCCAAAAUGGAGUAAUCGACAUGAAUUAGGAAAUUAUCAAAAAGAAAAUGGUAGUUCUUUAAGUCUUCUUGAUCUACCACCAGCUGAUACAAGUUGUUGUUGA